AUGGAUCCAUCUCAGGCUCAAAGCCUGCCCGUGUCGCAGCUGUCUGCCGUGACCUUGACCACGUCGCCCUCGGAUUCACUGGCUGUGGUGGCCUUAAACGGGUCGCCCACUCAGCAGCCUCUAAGUGAUGCUCCUACUGACAUCUACCCUUCGCCGACUCCUCGUGAUGACGCACAGUCUAAUCUGGGACGAGAGUCAUCGCUCCCACCUGAAAUUUUGGAAAUGAUCUUUUAUGCCGUACUUGAAAGUCCUCCCGCGUUUGAGGAAUACGACUUCAUUUAUGGGGAUGUCUUCGACAGCCCGGCGACCAAGGAGGCUCUUUCGACUUUCAGACUGGUGAACCGGGCCUGGAACUUCGUUGCAACUCCUCUCCUUUUCCGAAAGAUCCAGGCCAUGAUCGGAUGCUCUACUAUUCGACCCCUUGAUAAAAUCCUAAUGAUUUCUCAAAGUCCAUACGCUCUUUACGUACGCGACGUGCACUUUGGUCUCUUGGGAAUAUGGCUGCCCGGACUGGGUUAUGAUCAGUACAUCGAGGAUCUGGCAGAAGGAAUUCUUCCGCUCCUGAUGAGUCGUUUCAAGAACGUCCAAACAUUCCGGUUGCAAGCACCCCCCUUGGUAGACUCAUUCAGCCCAUUAGCACUGCUCAUGCCGGAUAUGCUUGCCAAGCUGACAAAUUCUUUUGUGCAUACUUUGCGCUUUAUACCUGUCCCGAGACUGAGAUGCCUUCAUUUGUCUCUGCCAACUACGGCGGAAUUUGCUCGUUUCUUAACGACGUACUCAUACUCCAAGAGCUUCGCCGAAAUUUGUGCCGGAAUCGAAGAGCUACACAUCAUCAUCAAUGACAGCACCGGCCUUGGUGUCAGGGCAACCCCGAGACGACCUCGCUCAUUAAUCGAGGCCGGGUUUCUAAUCGGGCAAUUUACCCCGUAUCUCGUCCUACUCAUCUCUCAUGCAAAACGGAUCCAAGUCCUCAGCUUGAAUGCUUAUAGCUGGCUUGAUCUAUCCGAUCUGCAAGCAGGGAGUUUCUCUCAACUUAGAAGCCUCCGGCUCGAAGGUGUGCAGGUCAAGCCCGAGACUCUCCAUCAGAUUUUCAUAGAAGCUCGGAAUACGCUGCUUCGCGUUGAAUUGAUCGAUGUUAAGCUCCUGGCCGGUACCUGGUCUGAAGUUUUUGAUGUUUUCCAAUCUUCUCGAUUGCUUCCUCCCCCUAACCUCAACUGGCUUCAUAUUUCUGGAUGUGGCUACGCCAUGACCGGCCAAUACACUACUCGUGGAUUCUCGGAAGUCCGACAAGCACUCUGGUCCACCCGUGGCCAGGACUGGAUUGGUCUUAUAGCCUGGAUGGCGAUGACGAAUAACAACCGUAGUUUCCAGGGAUUGCCUCCAUGUCCGCAUUCUUACUUCCCGACUCCCCCAGUCAUCACCAUCGACUAUUAG
This is a messenger RNA of Penicillium roqueforti, 1434 nucleotides long. RefSeq lists its product as uncharacterized. Lineage: Eukaryota; Fungi; Ascomycota; Eurotiomycetes; Eurotiales; Aspergillaceae. The transcript has 2 exons. The coding region runs from base 1 to 1434 and encodes 477 amino acids. The record is from RefSeq and is a predicted model, not a curated record.